GAACUGCACAGUUGUACUUUGAACAGAAAUAUAAUUAUCACAAUUAAGAUUGUCAAUCAUCGUUUUUAUCUGCAAGGAUACCAUUAAUUAAUAUCAGCGCAUGCGUGUAAAUCUGUCCACAUGUUGACCCCGAUCUUCCGUCGUGUCCUCUCGGCUGCUUUUUCCCAGAGAACUUAUUCCAAGAUCUCUGUUACUCGCCAUUAUCGACCUGGAAUUGGUUUGUCAAAACUUCAGUUCAGUGACUGUCGAAUUUUAGCGAUGGCUUAUUCAGUUGAACCCAGAGGUGCACCCAAUUCGCUCGACUACCGUCUGUUCUUCAGGAACAGCGAUGGUCAAGUGAUUUCGCCAUUCCAUGACAUUCCACUAUAUGCUGAUAAAGAUAAGCAGAUAUUGAACAUGGUUGUUGAGGUACCACGAUGGACCAAUGCCAAGAUGGAGAUCGACACUUCAGCUCCCAUGAACCCCAUCAAGCAGGACGUCAAGAAGGGCAAGUUACGAUAUGUCAGGAACUGCUUCCCUCACCACGGUUACAUCUGGAACUAUGGCGCCUUCCCUCAAACAUGGGAGGAUCCUAAUCAUGAAGAUGCUAGUACAAAUUGCAAAGGAGACAACGAUCCUCUGGAUGUCUGUGAAAUCGGGAGGAAGGUAGCGAAGAGAGGAAGUGUAAUUCAGGUGAAAGUUCUCGGAACGCUUGCUAUGAUUGAUGAAGGUGAAACUGACUGGAAGAUAUUUGCAAUUGAUGUGACUGACCCAUUGGCGAACGAGAUGAACGACCUUGAUGAUAUUCGUCGGUUGAUGCCUGGAUUUCUGGAGGCUAGUGUGAACUGGUUCAAGAUCUACAAGGUCCCAGACGGAAAGCCCCUCAACAAAUUUGCUUUCAACGAUGAGCCAAAGAAUAGGGAGUUUGCCAUGGGUAUCAUUCAAGAGACGGCGAAGCAAUGGGAAAGUCUCAUCAAUGGCCAGUCGGAUGCUGGCAAAUUAAGCUGUCAAAAUGUUACAGUGGAAUCUAGCAAGUACAAGGUGUCUCCCGCAGAAGCACAAUCAGCUUUUGACAACGCGGAACCUGUCGCAGAGGCUUUACCACUGGAUCCAGAAGUGAACGACAACAACAAUUUUGUGAGCCUAACAGCUUGACUACGUGUCCCUCUUCAUCCCAAGAAAUGUGCCUCUUCAAACCUCUAAUCACAUUCUGUGUUGUCUACUAACCUUGGAAGCAAAAGUCUUCUGAUAUACACCAUUAAAGGAAUUGAUACCACUACAUAGCUGCAAGCAACCACCAUACCAUUCUAAUAUGGUGUCAGAGAUGCCAACAGUUAUGGAAUAUUAAUCAGAUAAGAUUACAAUGUGAAUAACCAAAUGUUUUCUUACGAGACAAGUCAUGUUAACAAAAGUUUUUUGCUCAGUCAUUCAGUCGGGAAGUAAACACUGAAUUUACAUUAGAACAUAUC
Molecule: messenger RNA, 1448 nt
Organism: Lytechinus variegatus (green sea urchin)
Lineage: Eukaryota; Metazoa; Echinodermata; Echinoidea; Temnopleuroida; Toxopneustidae
Product: inorganic pyrophosphatase-like
Exons: 13
Coding region: 121-1134 (337 amino acids)
Biological process (GO): phosphate-containing compound metabolic process
Cellular component (GO): cytoplasm
Molecular function (GO): magnesium ion binding; inorganic diphosphate phosphatase activity
Source: RefSeq, a predicted model, not a curated record